Messenger RNA from Nilaparvata lugens (brown planthopper), 3017 nucleotides. It is a transcript of the gene Jupiter, whose product is annotated as microtubule-associated protein Jupiter. NCBI's taxonomy places the organism in Eukaryota, Metazoa, Arthropoda, Insecta, Hemiptera, Delphacidae. The record is from RefSeq and is a predicted model, not a curated record. The transcript has 4 exons. Bases 374 to 1102 code for a protein of 242 amino acids.
UACGUUUUUAAAGUGACGCCUGGCGUCGUUCCUGAUAUUCCAGCGAUCCUGCGCACUCAGAUCCUGUUUCCCUCUCUCUCGCACCUCCCACCAGCGCGCUCCUUCCAGGAUAGUCCCGGAUUGUGAGUCCUUUCACUCGUCAGUUCAUCCUGCGACUCGAGACAAGUCGGUUGCUCCGAGUGACUACUGAUUGCUGGUACCACGGGAUUAUAGAGGAGUAUCUACUUCCUAGUAACUACUACUGUUUCUCAUCUAGUACGGGAGUAACGUCUGCAUAGCGUCUGCGGUGAUUACGCCAGCCGCUACUGUUUUGAGUUGAGUUACACUUGUUCGGUCAGUCGUCUGUCGGUCUUGCGCGUAAUUUGUUGUAGUGAUGGCCACCUACGCAGCUUAUCGUCACAUUGAGUUGGACAACAUCGGUUAUGGAAAGAAGAGAGUGCUGAAGCCACCGGGCGGCGGAAGCAGCGACAUCUUUGGAGGAUCAGAGUCAGCUUCGGAGGUACGCCGCGUGGCGCGCGCCAAGCAGCAGACGAGUCAGCUGUUUUUGGGCUCGAGCACCAGCAGCAGCAUCACUAGCAGCAGCAGCAGCAGCUCGGCUAGCAGCACUGCAUCAGACCACGCCGAUGCUCCCUCCAAUGGCGUCGCGUCUGCUAAAAAGACGAACGGUACGUCUUCGUAUCAGCGCCUCUUUGGCGAGUAUCAGAUACCGUCGACGCCCUCGAAAAAUUACAUGAAAAGUAACAUUGUGCUGGAUUGUGUGGAGACCGACUCGGGAUGCGGCAGUAAAACCGGCUCGUCCGGGUCUGGGUCACAGGCGUCGACCCCGGAACGCGGCAAUUCGCCCAGAGAGUCGAGCAAGUCAUCGCUACGUGGGUCUCCUCCGCGCAACCCAGUCACAGGUGACGGCUGUGACGUCACUAGGCGACACAACGGUCAAAGUCUGUCGGCGCGACGACGAGAUGGAAAUCCAGUGACGGGAGAGGGCUAUGACGCUAGCAGCAAGCCAAGCACGCCACUGACCAAUGGCAACUUGAGCCCCCCCUCUACUGCGCAGGCGCGUCAGCGUGUCCCCCCCGGCGGGUUCUCCUCGGGAUUAUGGUGAAGGGCAACUGACUACUCCAUCCAGCCCCAACCCUUUUUCAAUUAACCUAAACUAUAAUAUUAUAUUUAUCCCUCUAUUGGACCCUGCUUGUUAUCGUUUGUCCCGAAAAUGUUUUGUAUCUGUGUUGUUUUCAAUAAAUUCGAUAUUGGUUUUUGUCAUGGUUUAUUGCUAAACAAAAUGAUGGAGCGAAAACUGUAUUUUUGGUCCCGACCUCGUAUUUUGACAGAAUUGAAACACGAUCUACAUUUUUUCUGACUGUUUUUAGACAACUCCAGGUCAAAAAUUUGCUGUGGAAUUGAAAUUAUUGCUGAAGGUAUUCACAAAAAAUGAAUAUUGGAUCACAAACUAUAAUUUGAUUAUCUUGAACUUAUUUACAGUAUUAAGCGACUGCUCCAAUCUCCUACUAUUUUUCCAUGUAAACUGUAUUAUUUGAAAUUGCUCUAUUCUUGAAAAAAACAUGAAAAUGUAUCCUAUCUAUUUUAAUUCCUAUUGGAAAAUGAUUCUUUCUCACAAAAGCAAGUUAGCAUUUUGCCCAAACUGUUCUUAGAGUUGAUUUUUCUCUAAAUAAACUCAAUUGAAACAAUCUAGAACAUGGUAGAUUUCUCUAGACUGACUAAGUAUAUUAUUGUAAUGGUUUACAAUAUCAUUUCACUUGCAUGCGUUAAAAUGAUAAAAAUUAGAUAUAGAUAUUAAUAACAUAAUAAUUUAAUGAAAAUCGAGUAUGAGAACUGAUAGAUGGGUUCACAAAAAAGGUUUUAGUUAUUUAUAAAUAAAUGAGUCAUUUGAAAAGUUAUAACAACAAUAUUGUAUGCAUCAAAUUAAUUUUUCCCAAUUGCUUAAAACAUUAUUAAUACUUUUAAAAAUUGAACAAUUUAACGAAAUUAUGUAAACUAUAUCAUUUUCAUACAGUCUGAAAUAUCUUUUAGAAUACUGAUAAUUUGUAUAUUAACAACAAACUGUAUUAAAAUGUCUUUAAGUAUUUAAUGUCUAGUAAAUCUUUUAUUAAAAUGAAAGGUGACCUAAAUAGUAUAAUAAAUUCCACUUACUGUUAUUAAAAAGAGAUAAAAUUUUACAGUGGUUGAAUAUAUUCUUCAUAUACUGUAAUAAUAGUCAUUGUAAUAAUUAAUCAUUUGAGAAUGUUUGUCAGGAAAAAAGCGUUCUAAUAAUGUUGAAGAUUAUUUCUUGAAUUUAUAGAUCACAACUAUUUUUAAUAGGCUACGUAAAUAUAAAUACUACUACAUUACCAGAAAGAAAAUUUAUCACUGUAAUGAAUAUUUAGAUGACUUCUACUACAUUCAAGUCCUAGAUAAUCUUGUCUUUAGAGAAUGACUUUAUACUUAUUUUCAACAAUAUAAACCUAUACACUUGAAACUCUAUAUGUUUUUAUGGAUGUUUCCAAUUCUUGAAUUUCAAAUCAGUUCUCAUUCCAAAACCUUUAGUGAAGGUAUUUUCGAAAAUUUUCAAAUAUUGUAUGACUGCAUCUGAAAUUGACAUAAGACGUCAAAAUUGGGAAGAAAUUCGGGAUGAUCAAUAAUAAUAAUUGAGUCCCCCACUUGUGCCUUGACAAUACAACAAAGCUGACUGGAAAGAUGUAAUGUAUAUUUCAAUAGCUCUGUCCCAAAGUAGACAGUGAUACUUUAUGUAUUAUCUGUAGUAGAUUAUGUACUAUUCUAUUAAUUAUGUAUGUUUUGAUGUUAUUAAUUUAGUUUUUGUGUUGAAUUAUUAUCUUCUAUUUAUAAAUCUUCUUUUAUAAUUUGUACUUAAUAGUAUGUUGACAGAAUGUGCUUGUCGUAAGAGAAAGAUAAAUAAGAAUAUUCUGCUUAUGUCACAUUUUUGUAGAAUCAGUGUCUCCAUGAUUUGUACUGCUUAACCGUAUUGUAUUUCAAUAAAAUUUUGUAUUUAAAUAGAAGUAUAA